UGAGACUCUAGACAGCUAGACUGACCAGUUCGCAGUUUUCUUAGCCAGAAACCAGAGAGAAGGUCAGUUCUGUAAAUAACAAACUCAAUUUGGUUUUUAAUAAAUAUUCAACAAAAGAAAAGUAGCUGCUUUCCUUAGCUGAGCAAAACUAAAAACCAGUUCUUCUCCCUCCCUGCUACUCUUAUUCUCGCAGAAAAAUAGUCAAAAUCUUCCAAUCCUUCAGACCCAGUCUUCUUCCUCCUAAUAAAACCCGCACUUCAACGCUUCCUGCAGCAAUUCCUCUGUGUUACUUCUUCAAGCUAUGGGUGGUAAUGGCAAACACAGAUGGAAAAUCUCCUUCUACCAUCGCUCCAAAUCCAACCACAAACCUGCUAAUCCUCCAAAAGAGUUCGUUUGCCCCAUUUCUGGAUCCUUAAUGUCCGACCCGGUUGUUGUCUCCUCCGGUCAGACCUUCGAGCGCGUUUCUGUCCAGGUUUGCCGUGACCUGGGUUUCGCUCCUCCCCUCGACGAUGACUCGAUUCCGGAUUUCACUACUGUAAUUCCUAAUUUAGCCAUCAAAUCGACGAUUCUCAGCUGGUGCAAUACUUCUAGCUAUGAACGCCCUGGCCCGCCGGAUUACAGCUCUGUCGAAAAAGUCGUCCGUACGAAGAUGGCGGAAUCCAGAAGUUUGAACCCCGAGAUUAGGGUCUCCGAGAGCGAGUUGCUGAAUGCUGUGGCGGAGAAUCCUCCAGUUCUAUUCUCGCACGCCGCAACCGAGUUUGGUCACCGAGUCAAUCAUUUCUACUCGAGCUCCUCCGAGGAAUCCGUGAUCGUCAAUAACGAGAACGCGAGUCCGUUUACUCCGUUACCUCUCGCGACUCGGCCGGCUUGUUACACUUCGUCUUCUAACUCAUCAUCGGAAAUUACAGAAGCUGAAACCCUAACCCUAAUGCAAAAUACCAAUUCCGCUGACUCCAGUUCCAAUUCCUCACUCGCUGAAGAGAAAGAGAUUUUGGCUAAGCUUAAAAGCCCUGAAGUACACGAACAAGAAGAAGCGGUGAUUUCGCUGAGGAAGCUCACUAGAGCUCGAGAGGAACUGAGAAUUUCUCUCUCUACUCCCCGAUUACUCACAGCUCUCCGUUCCUCGAUUGCUUCGAGAUACUGUGUCGUGCAAACGAACGCCAUCGCUUCACUGGUGAAUCUGUCGCUGGAGAAAGCAAACAAAGUUAAAAUCGUACGGUCAGGAUUCGUUCCUCUGUUGAUUGAUGUGUUGAAAGCAGGAUCCAGUGAACCGCAGGAGCACGCUGCCGGUGCACUCUUCAGUUUGGCUUUAGAAGACGAGAACAAGAUGGCAAUUGGGGUUUUGGGCGCGUUACAACCAUUGAUGCACGCUCUGAGGUCUGAGAGUGAGCGAACUCGUCAUGACUCAGCUUUGGCAUUGUAUCAUCUGAGUCUAAUACAGAGUAACCGGGUCAAGCUGGUGAAACUCGGCGCUGUGCCUACACUGCUGGGCAUGCUGAAAGCGGGUGACUUGGCCAGUAGGCUGUUGCUAAUUUUAUGCAAUUUAGCUGUUUGCAAUGAAGGGAGAUCGGCAAUGCUGGACGGAAAUGCGGUGGCGAUAUUGGUGGGGAUGUUGAGAGAGGGAAGCAAGCGGGUGGACUCUGAAGCUACUCGGGAGAAUUGCGUGGCGGCAUUGUUCGCUUUGAGUCAUGGGAGCUUGAGAUUUAAAGGGCUAGCAAAGGAGGCGAGAGCAGUGGAGGUGUUGAGGGAGAUAGAAGAGAGAGGGAACGAGAGAGCGAGAGAGAAAGCCAAGAAAAUUUUGCAGAUGAUGAGAGGGAGAGACGAGGACGAUGAGGAAGCUGAUUGGGAAGAUGUAUUGGAAUCGGGUGGACUCAGCCGGAGUCGAUACCAGGUUGGUGGCGGGGCGAGAAAUGGGAAUUGCCCAAACUCGUCAAAUUUCUGAUUGUAAAAAGUUUGUAAUUAUUCAUGGGAGAAGAAAACAUGGGGUUUUCACUUUUCAUUUUGAAGGUGUAAAGAACUGAGGAUAUGGAAUGUUUGUGGGCCUUUUUUCCCCUGAUUUAAAAUUUUUGUGUUAAUUGAUUGUAAGUAGGGUUUUUAAGAUUAUGAAAUGCGGAGGUGUAUAUAAAAACAGAUUUUUGGAA
Molecule: messenger RNA, 2141 nt
Organism: Hevea brasiliensis (rubber tree)
Lineage: Eukaryota; Viridiplantae; Streptophyta; Magnoliopsida; Malpighiales; Euphorbiaceae
Product: U-box domain-containing protein 38
Exons: 1
Coding region: 302-1942 (546 amino acids)
Biological process (GO): protein ubiquitination
Cellular component (GO): nucleus; cytoplasm
Molecular function (GO): protein binding; ubiquitin-protein transferase activity
Source: RefSeq, a predicted model, not a curated record